Molecule: messenger RNA, 1041 nt
Organism: Trichoderma aggressivum f. europaeum
Lineage: Eukaryota; Fungi; Ascomycota; Sordariomycetes; Hypocreales; Hypocreaceae
Exons: 2
Coding region: 1-1041 (346 amino acids)
Biological process (GO): sterol biosynthetic process
Cellular component (GO): membrane
Molecular function (GO): iron ion binding; C-5 sterol desaturase activity
Source: RefSeq, a predicted model, not a curated record
AUGGAUGUCGUGCUCGAGCUCACCGACACCUUCAUCGCCGACCACGCCUACGCCUGGCUGUUCCCUCUGCAGCCGGCGCCGUACGACUUCCCCAAGGCCACGGCCGCCAAUGCUUCGGCCGCCUAUUCGUCAUGGACUUACGAGCCCGCGACCAAGUAUUUCCAGGUCCAGCCGUAUCCCGCUGCCUACCUGAGCUCUCUUCCCCGAGAUAACGUCUGGCGCCAGUUUGCGACGCUCUACUUCAUCACAUGGAUCUUUGGCCUCAUCGUCUACUUCAUCUUCGCCACCCUCUCCUACGUCUUCAUCUUCGACAAGCGCACCAUGCAACACCCCAAGUACAUCAAGAACCAGAUCUGGCUCGAGAUCGUCCAGACCAACAAGUCGAUGCCCUUCAUGUCUCUCCUCACCGCGCCGCUCUUCUUGCUCGAGGUCCGCGGCUUCGGCAAGCUCUACGACAUCACCUCCGAGGGCCCUGGCCUGUGGUACAACAUCCUCCAGUUCCCCCUCUUCCUCGUCUUCACCGAUUUCUGGAUCUACUGGAUUCACCGAUACCUGCACCACCCUUGGGUCUACAAGUACCUGCACAAGCCUCACCACAAGUGGAUCAUGCCCACGCCCUUUGCCAGCCAUGCCUUCCACCCCGUCGACGGCUUCAUGCAGUCCAUCCCUUACCACGUCUUCCCCUUCAUCUUCCCGCUGCAGAAGAUGGCCUACGUCUUCCUCUUCGUCUUUGUCAACUUCUGGACCAUCAUGAUCCACGACGGCGAGUACCUCACCAACAACCCGGUCGUCAACGGCGCUGCCUGCCACUCGCUGCACCACUCCCGAUUCGAGGUCAACUACGGCCAGUUCUUCACUGCCUUUGACCGCAUGGGCGGAACCUACAAGAUGCCCGAGGCCUGGAUGUUCGAGAAGGAGGUCAAGAUGUCCGAGAAGAAGUGGAAGGACGAGGCCAAGGAGGUCGACGCCACUGUCAAGGAGGUUGAGGGAUCCGACGACCGGACCUACGUCCCUGAUCUGGCGACCAAGAAGAACAAAUAA